AUGCGAAUUUUGCCGGGUAAACCCUUGCCAGGCAGAGACACAGCAAAGACUGCGCAUAAGGCAUUCAUAUUGUCCCAUAAUCCAAACUCAAAAACUCCAUGGACAAUAUUGCGAUUUGCUGAUGGAAGCUUGUACGAAACAGAUGACAGUGAGUUGAAGUUCCACAAGGAAGACUUGCCCAAUAACUGUAAAAUUGCAUCACAAGCAUGGAAACAAGACAUAGAAGUGAAUGCAGUACUUAACCAUGACCUUUUCGGCGAGAGAGGCAUUGAGCAUUCAGGUGCACAAGCUUAUGCAAUAUCAAGCGCAUAUGAGAAACUAAACAAAACCUACCUCAAUAAGCCUGAGCCCACAACAUACAAGGAAUCGCAGAAAACUGAUGAGGCCGAACAAUGGAAGGCCGCGACUGAAGCUGAACUCAAACAAAUGGAGGACUUAUAAGUCAUUUCAGCAGUCGAUAAAGUUCCAGAAGGUAAGAAUAUUACCGAGUCUAGAAUGGUUUAUAAGAGGAAACUCACCUCUCUGGGCGAUGUGGAGAAAUGGAAAGCAAGAUUAGUAGCCAAAGGAUUCUCCCAACAAUACGGAGUAGACUGGAAUGAGAAUUUUGCACCAACGCCACAAACAGCUGGAAUAAGACUCUUGAUCGUGUUCAUAUUGCAUUUUGGACUAAUGCAUAUGCUUCAGGAGACGUCAGUGGAGCAUUUCUG
Molecule: messenger RNA, 707 nt
Organism: Micromonas pusilla CCMP1545
Lineage: Eukaryota; Viridiplantae; Chlorophyta; Mamiellophyceae; Mamiellales; Mamiellaceae
Exons: 1
Coding region: 1-441 (146 amino acids)
Source: RefSeq, a predicted model, not a curated record